AUGGAUGUGGCUACCGAUCUUACUCCUCUGCUCGGCUCUUCAAUUGUUCGUCUCGAUGCUAUGGCCAUCAAACAUCUACAGGAACCGAGACUGUACUCAGCCAUCGAUGAACUAGCUCUUCUGUCUGCAAAAGCGAUGCAACUACGAAAACCAUUAACAUCCUGUGAAAAACUCGUCAACACCGAUAAUAUUCUCUAUCUUAUAUGGGAAAAAGACGAAGAGAAUGGAGUAAGCAAACUGAUCGGAAUGCUGAAAGUCGGUCGGAAGCAGCUCUUCUUGUACGAUCGUGAGAUGAAACCGUAUGAAGGUGAAUUCCUGGCAUUGCUCGAUUUCUAUGUUCACUUCUCACGUCAAAGGCAAGGUUACGGCAAGAAGCUGUUCGAAUUCAUGCUACAGUACGAACGCAUGGCUGCACAUGAUGUCGCUUUCGACAAUCCGAGCGUGAUACUGCUCGCCUUCAUGUCAAAGCAUUACGGCUUAACCGAUGCAGUCUGGCAAAACACAAACUUUGUCGUUUUUCCGCAACUGUUCACUACGACUGCAGUUGAUGGUGCGUUUGAACGUUGUAUCUGGCUUGUGAUUUUCCAUUAUACUGUUAUUUUCACUCAAUCCUAUUCGGAUAAAAGCUUUCACAAACACGGUUAA
Anisakis simplex (herring worm) is the source of this 645-nucleotide messenger RNA. Lineage: Eukaryota; Metazoa; Nematoda; Chromadorea; Rhabditida; Anisakidae. The record is from the annotation of a GenBank genome assembly.